AUGGCUUCCACCAACUCCAAUGCUGGUGGUGUUGAAGGCAACAACUCCCAUGCUGAAAAAGAACCUGCUGUUGACCUGAACACCAUGGAUGAGGAAAUGGCUGAAAAAGAACCUGCUGUUGACUCCCCUGCAAGGAACCCUUCAGCUGCUGAAAAUUCCAAGGAGCAGGAAGGGGAGUCUCAGGAGGAUGACAUUGAGUUGGAAGGGGAGGAGGACAUCCUGCAUGCUGAAAUUGCUAAGUUGCAGGAUCAUGCUGCUGAGCAGGAUACGCGCAUCCAGAAGCAACAGUCACUCAUUACCAACCUUAAGAGGGAGGUCUCUGACCACGAUGACAAAAUCAAGUACCUGGAAGUUGAGCUUAAAAACAUGAAGCAUGAUGCGCGCGAGCACGUUCAUCAGCUGGCGAGGCAGACCUCAAAGAUCAACGAGCUGCGCGAGGCCUUCAGUGCCCUCCAAAGGGAGACCAUGUAUCGCCCUGCACCACGAGCGGAUCCGCCUGCCAACUCUGCUAGCGGUCACACCAACCCUUCUCGCUCUGGUGGUGCAGUGGGUGACCCUGGUCCUUCUACGCAGCGCGCUGCUGAGCCGAGCACACAGGCUUUUGGCUCUCUGCCAAUCACCCUGCCGCCAUUCAUCCAUGGCAAGACGGACGUGGCUGCAUGGUUGUCGAUGAUGACCGACCUGUUCAAGGCGCACAAGGUCCAAGACGACGCUCGCGUCGUCGCUGCCACCACCGUGCUGGACCAGAAUGCACAGCGAGUGGUGUAUGGCAGCAUGAUCCAGGCUGAGGCGGAUAGGAAGCCGUUUGGGUGGGAGGAAUUUGCUUCUGCACUCAAGCAAGCUUUCCAGGUCCAGCCGACCCAGCUGGAGGUGCGCAGUCGCCUUGAGAAGCUGCAGUGCAGGAACCGCACAGUGCAGCAGUACGCCGUGGAGUUCGAGGAGAUCUGGCCGCAGCAAGCCUCAAGGCCGUCUUCUAGCACUGCGGGUCCAAGUGGAAGGCGGCAGGGAACGCCUUGGAAGGGCGGGAACCACAAGAGGCCCUUCCAGCAGGGACAGCAGGCUGACCACAAGGCCAAGAAGGUCAACGAGGGUGGACCAAGCAAUGUCCAGAGCUCCUUCAAGUGCGACAAGCCUGGACACAAGGGCUACGAGUGCCGCCACCGCAAGUCGGUGAAGUACUCUGGCAAGGCUAAGACGGACAACAGGCGCAAUGACGGCAGUGGUCCCUCGGGCAGCCAGCGGGAUUUUGCAAAGCCCAACUAG
Messenger RNA from Closterium sp. Naga37s-1, 1263 nucleotides. Lineage: Eukaryota; Viridiplantae; Streptophyta; Zygnematophyceae; Desmidiales; Closteriaceae. The record is from the annotation of a GenBank genome assembly.